Messenger RNA from Saccostrea echinata, 4715 nucleotides. RefSeq names its product protein kinase C delta type-like. The record is from RefSeq and is a predicted model, not a curated record. Bases 419 to 2497 code for a protein of 692 amino acids. The transcript is spliced from 19 exons. Gene Ontology annotation, molecular function: ATP binding; diacylglycerol-dependent serine/threonine kinase activity. NCBI's taxonomy places the organism in Eukaryota, Metazoa, Mollusca, Bivalvia, Ostreida, Ostreidae. Gene Ontology annotation, biological process: protein phosphorylation.
CUGAGGCCUCACUCUAGGAAAUAUUGCUGAAGCAUUAUAAAGAUUGAAAUUAUCUCCAGUUUUCACUGUUGGCGAGCAUGAAAAAUUCAUGGAUUUUCCUUUUGAGAGAUGAUUGUGUCUGUGGAAAGCUCCAUUAAUAUAACGGUCAUGUGACACGAUACAGGAAAGAUAUUUUUGACCUAUGUUAGAAAAACAAAAAGAUAUUGAUACCCUAAGGAAGCAAUUGGAUACAUUAUAGAGGCUUUGUUUACCCACAAUACCCUGUGGCAGGCUUUCGCAUCAAAAUAAAGAGUGUUUUAUUCCCACAUGGAUCUUUUUUGGAACGUCUCCCAAGAAUGAAAUAGCAAAUCUUCGAGGAUAAACACCUAAAACAGGUGGAAAGUGAAGAAUCUAAGUAUUGAAAGAACAUCAGGCCACCAUGCCAGGAAUAGGUUUUAUCCGAGUCAAACUUUUACAGGUGGAUAAAGGCCAGACUGCCACUAAAUCAGAACCGUUCGACCCAUUCGUUGCUGUUAAUGUCAAAGAAACUGUAAACUCCCCAGGUCAGAAACCACAGUAUGUACAGAAGAAGAGAACGAUAUACCCAGAAUGGAACACUUGUUUCGAUGCUCACAUUUAUGAAGGUCGAGUCAUUAACAUGAUUGUCAACGAGAAGCCAAACAAUAUGCUGGCUGAGGUAACCAUCAGCGCUCGGGCCCUGGCUGACAAGUGUAAGGACGGCAGUAUAUCCACCACAUGGCUGGAUUUGAAGCCCUCUGGUAGAUUACAAAUACAGAUUCGAUUUUUCUCCGAAACUGAAGAGGUAGCCCCGGGACCUUCCCUGAAGUCCAAAGAACAAUUUCCACAAGAAUCGGAAAAAGGGGGAGGAAUCACUAGAAGAAGAGGGGCCAUUAAACAACAGAAAGUUCACGAGGUCAAAGGUCACCAGUUCAUUGCCAAAUUUUUCCGACAGCCCACCUACUGUUCAUUCUGUAAUGAAUUUCUUUGGGGACUCAACAAACAAGGCUACCAGUGUAAAAUAUGUAAUUGUGCUGUCCAUAAGAAAUGUCAUGAAAAGAUUCUUGGACAAUGUCCAGGCAGUGCCAAAGACAGCCGUGAAACCAAGCUGAUGUCAGAGAGGUUUAAUAUCAAUGUCCCCCACAGAUUUAAGGUUAACAACUACAUGUCUCCCACAUUUUGUGAUCAUUGUGGAACUCUGCUGUAUGGGUUGUUUAGACAGGGACUCAAAUGUGAAGUGUGUGGGACAAAUUGUCAUAAGAAAUGUGAGAAGUUCAUGCCUAACUUAUGUGGAGUUAAUCAGAAAAUGUUAGCAGAGGUUCUUCAGCAGGUCAGGAAAGCGCCCUCUGUCAGUCAACGAAAGGCCGGCACGGGAACUGUGAACCAAGAGGAAAGCAGCUCAGAUGAUGAAGCUCAGGGAUAUGAACAAAUCUGGGAGAAAAAUGGCCCCCCUCUGGAGCCCCCAGGCAGUAAACCACCAGCUGCUCCCAGACGGAAAUUCUCCCCCAACGAUUUUGUUUUCCUGAAAGUUUUAGGCAAAGGAAGUUUUGGAAAGGUUAUGCUAGCUGAGCUGAAGGGUCGAGGGAAAUAUUAUGCUGUCAAGGUCCUGAAGAAAGACGUGGUAUUGGAGGACGACGACGUAGAGUGUACAAUGAUUGAAAAACAAGUGCUGGCCCUGGGCUGUCAGCAUGCCUACUUAACUCAUCUACAUAGUACUUUCACCACACAAAGCCAUCUUUUCUUUGUCAUGGAGUAUUUAAAUGGAGGGGAUUUGAUGUUCCAUAUACAGCUCUCUGGGAAGUUUGAUAUGCCCCGAGCUCAAUUCUAUGGUGCAGAAAUUUUGUUAGGAUUACAGUAUUUACAUACCAGAGGAAUUGUAUACAGAGAUCUUAAGCUAGAUAAUGUUUUGUUGGAUCGGGAGGGGCACAUAAAGAUAGCUGACUUUGGAAUGUGUAAACUGAAUGUGUUUGACGAGAGGAAAGCUACAACAUUCUGUGGUACUCCAGACUACAUCGCCCCCGAGAUUCUAAAAGGCUGGAAAUACAACCAGUCAGUAGAUUGGUGGUCCUUUGGAGUGUUAUUAUACGAAAUGAUGAUUGGCCAGUCACCUUUCCAUGGAGAUGAUGAAGAUGAUCUGUUCCAUUCCAUUAUGAACGACACUCCACACUACCCAAGAUGGCUUUCCAAGGAGGCAGCUUCCAUGCUUAGUCUGUUGUUCAUUCGUAAUCCCAAAGAGAGGCUGGGCAUGCCCGACUGUGCUGCUGGUCCAAUCAGAUCUCAGGCAUUCUUCAAAAAUAUAGAUUGGGAUCGAAUGGAACUGAGGCAGAUUGAGCCACCAUUCAAACCUAAAAUCAAAUCUGACAAUGACAUAUCAAACUUUGACAAAGACUUCACAAUGGAGAAAGUCCAGCUAACCCCACCAGACAAGGAACUCCUCAAAACAAUGAACCAAAAGAUCUUUCAUGGCUUCACAUUUACAAGUGCAGAGGCAGAUUUCUAAAUUUACAGACAGAAAAAGAGAGAUGCCAGGCCAGGUGAAGCCAAGAGACACUUUUGACAUCCAAGGUCAAAGAUCUGUGAUCCUAAUUAUCCAUGUUUCUUCUUCUGUAAAUAAUGGAGUUCAUUGGAAGCUGUGAUGUUGUGCUGGGUGAUGUAAGGAUCAUCUCAAUGUUUAUAAAAAACAAUUCUCACAAGGGACCAUCUCAAAAUUUAGUAGAUGGACAAAUUGUACAGCAUUGUCUUAGGUAUUAAAUUUUUCAUUUCCUCUUCUGCACAGAAGAGCAAUAUUGAACAUUUGAUGUAACAAUAGAAGUGUCCUAACACUGGAUUUGAUGACAAAUCAUUUGGAGAAAUUGGGGAGAGCAUCAAAAGUGAGAAUUUAUAUAUAUGUUUAGACUUAUGUAGAUUCUGCUCAUAAUUUUUUACUUUGUAGCAUAGAUUAAUGACCAAACAGAAUUUCUUAUUACAUAUUUACACUUUUCUACAAAAUUUGUGCCUUUUGUGAUUUCCCCCAAGCAUUUGUAAGUGUAUGUAUGUAUGUUUAUUGCCAUCAUUUUGAAUACCUGUCAGCCUUUACCGCUGUAUAUUAAUCAAUAAGCAGAGUGACCUUGCCAUGAAAAAAAAGUCAAGAGUUCAAUAACUAAAUAAAAGAAGAGCACAGUCCUGAAAACAAUGAGCCUAAUGUAUAUAAAAAUUUAAUACUGAGUGUAUUUAAAUCUCUAAUGAAUGUAUAUAAGACCUUUUUGUAAAAGAAAAAUGAUGCAUUAAUCAAAAUAUCAUUUACCGUAGACUCUUUUAUGUAAAAUGUAUGAGUGUGUUCAAAAGGACUUUAAGCAUACUUUUCCUUCAUUCUGUUGCUCAAACAGUUCACAGAAAUAAUCCUCUUUUUGACUGCUUUUAAUCUAGUAGUUGCUGUAUUUUGACAUUUUUUAUUUAAACGAAAUCCAUGUAUUAUAUAAUCAUCCAAAGAAAACUGUGUGUUUGAUGGAUUUUCCCAGAUGAUGCAACAGUCGUAUACAUAUUGUGCUGUGCCAUUGUUACUGCAUGCAGAAUUCGUUAUGCACUUUGAAAGUGUACUUUUUAAAAGAGUUUUUAUAUUGCCUUAGUUAUUUAUUGAUGCACGUUUACACCCGAAUUUACAGAAAAAGGGAGAUAAUUUUAAAGAGAAAUAAUAAUAUACAUUUAAGUAUGUCAAAUAAUUGUUCACAUGUCAAAUCAAGGACAAAUGGGCUGAACCUUCACAUGUGUUAGCAAGUAUUUUUAAAAAAAUAUAUACCUUUUUAGUAUAUUGAAGAAAUACAGGUAUAGGACUAUUAGAUUAUUUGUUUUUUAUGUAAUUUUUAAAACUUUAUACAAAAUCAUACUGAAAAUUUAGCUGAUGUUAAAGUGAUGUAAAUUACAGUAUUUUUAUAAAUCUGGCAGUUUUGUAUACUUCCUUGUUUCACAGGGUGCUAAACUUUUUCAACCCCAAAUUGUUUGUUUCCCUUUCAUAUUUCAUAGUUUAUAAUGUUGGACAUCAGAAGCAAAUUUAAAAAAACUGGAUUUUUUCUACAGUAGAAUAUAUGUAUGUACAGCUUUCCACAUUUCCAAGCCUAUUCUUUAAUGUACUGUAUUUGUUUAAUCCUCAGGUAUAUCAAUGAACAAGGAAUUUACAUUUUUCUGUUUCAUAACAUUCAGGCAUUAUAAGAUUGAGUGUGACUAGCAGGUUUCCUAUAUGUUGUAUUCUCAACCCCUGGCUAUUGUACAGUAAAACAUGGAUAUAGCAAACCCCCAGAGAUACACAAUUUCCAACUUCCAGUUCUAAUUGUUAUUCUUUGUUGUACUACAUGUAUGUGGGAUACAGUUACUGUUAUAAGCAGGAGUUCAUUUAAAGCAGUUGUCUGGUGUUUUUGCAAUAAACUUGUUUUACUUUGAGGAGAGUCACUCUGUCAUAUUCAGAAUAGAUGUUCUUUUCUUGUUUGUCAAUGUUGUUGCAAUAAAUGUCAUUAAACUGUACAACAAAUUAAUAAUUAUAAGUUAAUUUGGAUUUCCCAAAUGUUUUAUAUCUUAAUCAGCUGUUAUGUUGAGUGGAUGUUUUGCUUCAGUAUGAAUUAUGAUACAAUAUGUUUUAUCCCUAUUUCAUAAUGUUGAUGAUGUAGUGAUAUGUGAAUGUUUUACACACUAAUACAUGUAUCGACUAACGAUUUAUAAAGAGUAAAAGAAGUUCAUGUUUAAGAAAA